Molecule: messenger RNA, 445 nt
Organism: Gordionus sp. m RMFG-2023
Lineage: Eukaryota; Metazoa; Nematomorpha; Gordioida; Chordodea; Parachordodidae
Product: PI-actitoxin-Afv2b-like
Exons: 3
Coding region: 79-324 (81 amino acids)
Molecular function (GO): serine-type endopeptidase inhibitor activity
Source: RefSeq, a predicted model, not a curated record
ACUUAAAAUAUAUAUAAAUUAAUUUAAUAUUGUAAACUUUAUUCAUUUUUUUGGCAAUUAAUUUUCUUAAAAUUCAGUAUGAAAUUACUAGCAAAUAUUAUUGCCUGUCUGGUUAUUCUAGGCUUAUUUGAUCAUUUCUCCAAAACCAAUGGCUCUGACGUAUGCCAUUUACCAGUGGAUCCUGGACCAUGCGAAGCUUUGGUUGAAAGGUGGUAUUACAACGCUGGAGAAGGAAAAUGUUUAGCUUUUAACUAUGGGGGUUGCCGCGGGAAUGGAAAUAAUUUCUCAUGCAGGGGAAAUUGUCAACGGGCUUGCAUAAGAUAACUAAAGCUUUAAUCUCUAAUAUUAUAUAUUUCAUAUUUCUUAUUACAAAAUUUGAUUAUAAUAUAUUAUAUAUUAUAAACUUAAAAUUCUAUAUUUCUAAUAAAUCGAUACAUUUCUUUAA